ACGAAGAAGAGGAAAUGAAAUUGGUGGGCGGGACAAACAAACAUCAACGAUGUCAACAUAAUAUGCUCUCUCCGGUGGAAAUAACUUUGAAUUAAAAUCACUCUAUAUCACCGAAAAGAUGAGUUCGUUUUCAGGUCGAAUGAAGGAGUAUCCCACCGUUUCUCUGGACCGGUUCGACCGGGAGAACUUACACGCCCGGGCAUAUUUCCUCUCCCACUGUCACAAAGAUCACAUGAAAGGACUGAAAGGACCAAUACUGAAGAGAAAACUGCACUUCAGUCAUACAGUCAGGCUUUACUGCUCCUUCGUGACCAAAGAACUUCUGAUGAGCAAUCCCAGGUACGCUUUCUGGGAGGAAUACAUUGUUCCUUUGGAGCUGGACAGCCCAACUCAGAUUUCUCUGGUUGACGAGGCAUCUGGAGAGAAAGAAGAGAUUGUGGUCACGUUGCUUCCUGCAGGCCACUGUCCCGGCUCUGUAAUGUUCCUGUUUGAGGGCUUAAAGGGAAAUGUGUUGUAUACAGGAGACUUCAGGUUUGCUGCUGGAGACGUCUCCAGAAUGGAACAUCUGCACUCCGGCAGCAGAGUGAAGGAUCUUCAGAGCGUUUAUCUGGACUCCACUUUCUAUGACCCGCGAUUCUACCAGAUACCCACUCGGGAGGUCUGUCUGAGCGGUAUCUCAGAGCUUGUUGGAAACUGGAUCAGUCAGAGUUCAUAUCAUGUUGUGUGGCUCAACUGUAGAGCUGCGUAUGGAUAUGAAUAUCUGUUUACCAACCUGGGAGAGGAGUUCAACACACAGAUCCAUGUCAGAAGUCUGGAGAUGUUCAAGAAGAUGCCGGAGAUCCUGAGCUACGUGACGACUGACCGCAGGACGCAGAUCCAUGCCUGUCGACACCCUAAGGAUGAGGAGUUUUUCCAAGGCAACCGGCUGCCGUGUGGCUGCACAGCGUCGGACGGGACUCCUCUUCGCAUCAUCAGCAUCAAACCAUCCACCAUGUGGUUCGGAGAGAGAAUGAAGAAAACCAACGUUAUAAUAAAAACAGGAGGAAGUUCCUUCAGAGCCUGCUUCAGCUUCCACUCCUCAUACACAGAGCUGAAGGACUUCCUCUCCUACCUGCAGCCAGUCAACAUCCUCCCCAGUGUUAUCCCUCUUGGUCGGACACUGACUGAGGUGACGCAGAUGUUGAAGCUGAUGUGCAGGGACCAGUCUGAUCAAGCAGCGUCCAUAUACAAACCUCUGGGAGUCCUCAAGCGCUGCAUGGUGGAGCGACCUGAAUACGAUUCAGACAGCGACGGCGAGCUGUUCGAUGGGCUGGAUCUGGCACCAGUGAGGAAGAAGGUGGUGCUGAACCAAGAAAUAAAACACGUGAAAGCUCAGAGUCUUCAGAAAACGGCGCCCCCUGUGUCUGUGGAGGAGUCUUUACCUCUGACAGACACACAGCCUGUUUCACGCAACUAUGCAGACUGCACUGAGUCCAAUGGUGAAGAGGAAGAUGAGGAAGAUGAGGAAGAGGAGGAGAACGAGGGAAAGGAGGACGGGACGAUAAAGGAAACGAUGAUUGAGGUUAAUGGAAGUGGCUCCUCUAAUCCUCCGAAAUGGGAGGAUUUCUUCACCACGGAGAUGCUGACUGACAGCCAGAACAGCCUCAACAGCCAAUUACAGUCCUGCUGCUCUGUCCCGAGCCCCUCCCCCUCCAAAAUGACAGGCUCGCAGACCCCAGAUCUGUUCAGUGACGAAGAGGAAACUCCAGAUAACGAAGGAAACUUCAGUCUGACCCUGUCCGCCUCCCUGUCGAACCAUUCCUCCCAGAACCAGGACUCCUAUUUACCUGACACUCUGAUCCUCCAACCAGAGCAACAUGGAGACUCAAUGACCAGCACUGUGUCUCAGGAGAAGGAGAGCAAUGUCCAAUCACAGCUGGAGGAGCUGUCCGAGUCUCAGGCGUCCUCAGACUUUGAUAUUCCCUGCACGCCAGAGUCAAAAAUGCCACAACCUGAUGAACUGUCGCAGUUGUACAGGAAGCUGGCGUCGGGAGAGGAAGUGGUCAUCAGAAAGGGAAGUCAGGCCUCCAUGUGAAGCUUUCGGUGAGCCACAUUCCCUCUAUUCGUCCACCUACAUGCUGCAAGAUUUCAUAAACGCAUAAUGAGCUUCUAUAAUACCUCACAAGUGGAAACAUUCCCCUUCAGCUUCCGGCGAACCUCACAAACCACACAAACCUCAGAAUGCAAAGCAACACGCAGCAUUUAUUCCAAAAGGCACUUUACGUUCGCCCUUGCUCUACGUGCAUUAUUGCACCUGUGACUUUCCCUUUCUGGUGACAGUUUGUGGGUUUUUGUGUGUACUUUUAGUUUUUUUGCAUUUGUUUAACCAUCGAACGUUUAAAAUCAAGGAUUAGUUUGACUUUAUACUAAUGAAAAUAUUCAACCUUGAGAGAAAUAAAUACAUAAUCUGGGAUAUAUUCUGCACGUUUCAAAAGAUUGUCAUAUAUCCAAUUCCAAUUUUAAUAAAGAUUUUUGACCGACACGUGUAAUAAGUGGGACAUUUUACAUGUGUACUUCCUGGUGGACCAGCUGUG
Cottoperca gobio is the source of this 2573-nucleotide messenger RNA. RefSeq names its product DNA cross-link repair 1C, PSO2 homolog (S. cerevisiae) (gene dclre1c). The transcript is spliced from 15 exons. Bases 119 to 2074 code for a protein of 651 amino acids. Gene Ontology annotation, molecular function: 5'-3' DNA exonuclease activity; damaged DNA binding. Gene Ontology annotation, biological process: telomere maintenance; interstrand cross-link repair; double-strand break repair via nonhomologous end joining. The record is from RefSeq and is a predicted model, not a curated record. Lineage: Eukaryota; Metazoa; Chordata; Actinopteri; Perciformes; Bovichtidae.